AUGGCGCAAAUUCGAGGUACUGCAGGCUACAACCUUGGCCACCAAAACCCGUUCGGUGGCCCCGGCAGCGCAGCUGCAACAAACGACCCAAGCCCCUUGGAUACCAUCCGUGAACACACAAGCAAGAUCGAGGAUUGGCUGGACACCCUCUCGGAUCCUAUCAAGCCGUACCUGCCCGCCAUCGGUCGUUUCUUGAUUGUCGUCACUUUCCUCGAGGACAGCUUGCGCAUUCUUACACAAUGGAGCGACCAGCUUCUUUACCUGCGUGACUACCGCAAAAUCCCCUGGGGUCUCACUCACGCUUUCCUCAUCCUCAACGUGGUAACUAUGACGAUAUGCUCCUUGCUCGUGAUUGGCCGUAAACACGCGGAGAUAGCUGUCGCCGGUCUCCUCGGUGUCGUUAUUGUCCAGGGCCUCGGUUACGGACUCAUCUUCGAUCUCAACUUCUUCUUGCGCAAUCUGAGUGUUGUCGGUGGUCUGCUCAUGGUUCUGUCCGACUCAUGGGUUCGCAAGAAGUUUGUCCCCGCCGGACUGCCCCAGCUGGAUGAGAAGGAUCGCAAGAUGUACGUCCAGUUCGCUGGUCGUGUCCUGCUUAUCUUCCUCUUCAUUGGUUUCGUUUUCUCCGGCCAGUGGGGUCUGUGGCGCGUGGUUGUCAGUCUGUUUGGCUUCGUCGCUUGCGUCAUGGUCAUUGUCGGCUUCAAGGCCAAGUUCAGCGCCAUCCUCCUUGUCCUGCUCCUGAGCGUGUUUAACAUCCUCGUCAACAACUUCUGGACCCUGCACCCCCACCAUCCUCACAAGGACUUCGCCAAGUACGACUUCUUCCAGAUUCUGUCCAUUGUCGGAGGUUUGCUCCUCCUGGUGAACAUGGGCCCCGGCCAACUGAGCAUGGACGAGAAGAAGAAGGUCUAUUGA
Aspergillus mulundensis is the source of this 912-nucleotide messenger RNA. RefSeq names its product protein ERV29. Gene Ontology annotation, biological process: Golgi organization. Gene Ontology annotation, cellular component: endoplasmic reticulum-Golgi intermediate compartment; endoplasmic reticulum; membrane. The transcript is spliced from 5 exons. Lineage: Eukaryota; Fungi; Ascomycota; Eurotiomycetes; Eurotiales; Aspergillaceae. Bases 1 to 912 code for a protein of 303 amino acids. The record is from RefSeq and is a predicted model, not a curated record.